AUGUCGCAACUGAACAAUCUUAAGAUCGCCGUUGUGCCUGGCGACGGCAUCGGGGUGGAAGUCAUGCCCUAUGGUGUGCGUGCCCUCAAAGCCGCAGCGCAAGUGUAUGGCCUGUCACUUCAGUUCGAAGAGUUCGACUUCGCCAGCUGUGAUUACUACCAGAAACACGGCGACAUGUUGCCGCAGGACUGGAACGCCACGCUCUCCAAAUUCGAUGCUAUCUAUUUUGGUGCAGUAGGUAUGCCGGAUCAAGUACCCGACCACGUCAGCCUCUGGGGAAGUUUGCUCAAAUUCAGGCGUGAGUUUGAUCAAUUCAUCAAUCUACGCCCCGCUCGGUUGAUGCCUGGAGUGCGCUGCCCCCUUGCGGGACGUAGACCCGGCGACAUAGAUUUUUGGAUUGUAAGAGAAAACACCGAGGGGGAGUACAGCAGCAUCGGUGGGAAAAUCUUCGAGGGCACGGAUCGAGAAACCGUCAUCCAAGAAACUGUUAUGACGAGAACGGGCGUGGAUCGAGUCUUGAAAUAUGCCUUCGAUCUUGCCCAAAGUCGACCCAAGAAGCACCUAACAAGUGCGACUAAGAGUAACGGCAUUAGCAUCACAAUGCCCUACUGGGAUACGAGAGUUGAGAACAUGGCAAAGGGCUAUUCUGAUGUCAAGGUCGAUAAGUAUCACAUUGAUAUUCUAACUGCACAUUUUGUACAGAGACCUCAGAUCUUUGACGUUAUUGUCGGAAGCAACCUCUUUGGUGAUAUUCUCUCCGACCUCGGCCCAGCUUGUACGGGGACAAUUGGCAUCGCUCCGUCGGGGAACAUCAACCCAACAGGAGAAUUUCCCAGUUUGUUUGAGCCGGUGCAUGGAAGUGCUCCUGACAUUGCAGGCAAAGGUAUUGCAAAUCCAGUGGGAAUGAUCUGGGCAGGCCAGAUGAUGCUGGACCAUUUUGGGCACAAGGAGGCGGCUGCUGGAGUAUUGCAAGCGAUUGAGAAUGUUCUCUCCCGCUCUGAAGAGAUGGUAAUCACGGCUGAUAUGGGCGGUAAAGGAACGACACAGUCAUUUGGUGAAGCGAUCGAACGAGAGAUUUUGACACUACAGAAAUAA
Exophiala aquamarina CBS 119918 is the source of this 1095-nucleotide messenger RNA. RefSeq names its product D-malate dehydrogenase. Lineage: Eukaryota; Fungi; Ascomycota; Eurotiomycetes; Chaetothyriales; Herpotrichiellaceae. Bases 1 to 1095 code for a protein of 364 amino acids. Gene Ontology annotation, molecular function: NAD binding; magnesium ion binding; oxidoreductase activity, acting on the CH-OH group of donors, NAD or NADP as acceptor. The transcript has a single exon. The record is from RefSeq and is a predicted model, not a curated record.